Messenger RNA from Aureobasidium subglaciale EXF-2481, 1785 nucleotides. RefSeq lists its product as uncharacterized. The record is from RefSeq and is a predicted model, not a curated record. Gene Ontology annotation, cellular component: Golgi apparatus. Lineage: Eukaryota; Fungi; Ascomycota; Dothideomycetes; Dothideales; Saccotheciaceae. Bases 156 to 1472 code for a protein of 438 amino acids. The transcript has 4 exons. Gene Ontology annotation, molecular function: antiporter activity; GDP-mannose transmembrane transporter activity.
AUGCUCCAGGCUGGGGAUCUGAUUAUUAUGGUGGAUGGAACAUGGCACCUUUUGGAUGGGGAACGGUCGUUCAAGAUGACACGAGAAACAGCUACUGUUACGACAUGCAGGUCUGAGAUGGUUGAGGUUGGUGGCUUGUAGAGAAGAGCUGUGGGAUGUGCAAGGAGUUUGGCAAUACGGUAAAUCUUAUUUUUAUUAUAGCAGACAGGGGGAGCAAGGGUCAAGUUGAGCGUGAGCGCCCCAGAACGUUAGGACACGAGCACUUCUCCCACGAUCGCCCUGCUUCUUUCUUCCAGUCUGUCUUCUUGUCCACACCACAUCGUCUGUACCUCAUUGCAACCAUGUCCGACGACAAGAAGAACGAAGACUACACCAUCGAGCUCGGCGAGCAAAAGUCCAAUGGAGUCUUUGCUGCCGCUCCUCCAAGGAUGCCUGCAGCUGCUCCCCAGGCCGCGCAACUGAACAGCCCUGUUAUCGCCAUUCUGUCCUACUGUGGUAGUUCGAUUCUCAUGACCACGACCAACAAAUACGUUCUGAGCGGUCUCGACUUCAACCUCAACUUUUUCCUCCUCGCCGUCCAGAGUGUUGUCUGUAUCAUUGCUAUUCAGUCAUGCAAAUCCGCCGGCAUCAUCACCUACAGGGAUUUCAACAGCGAUGAAGCAAAGAAGUGGUUCCCCAUUUCUCUCCUCCUCAUCGGCAUGAUUUACACGUCAACAAAGGCUCUGCAAUACCUCUCCAUCCCCGUCUACACCAUUUUCAAGAACUUGACCAUCAUCCUGAUCGCUUAUGGUGAGGUGAUCUGGUUCGGCGGCAAUGUCACCGGACCCGCCCUCUUCUCUUUCAGUCUCAUGGUCCUUUCCUCGGUCAUUGCUGCAUGGGCAGAUAUCCAGCAUGCUCUCACCGCCCACUCCGGCUCGGCUGCCAGCGACAAGAUCUCGACCCUCAACUCUGGCUACAUCUGGAUGGCCAUGAACUGCUUCUGCAGUGCCGCAUACGUCCUCGGCAUGCGAAAGCGCAUCAAGUUGACCAACUUCAAGGACUUUGACACCAUGUACUACAACAACCUCCUCUCCAUCCCCAUCCUCCUCAUCUGCUCCCUCUUCCUCGAGAACUGGUCGAGCGCAAACCUCGCCCUCAACUUCCCCGCCCCCCAGCGCAACUCCAUCAUCCUCGCCAUGGUCUUCUCCGGUCUCUCCUCCGUCUUCAUCUCCUACACUUCUGCCUGGUGCGUUCGUGUCACCUCAUCCACUACCUACUCCAUGGUCGGCGCCCUCAACAAGCUCCCCAUCGCCAUCUCCGGUCUCGUCUUCUUCGACGCUCCCGUCACUUUCGCCUCCGUCAGCGCCAUCGGUGUCGGUUUCGUUUCUGGUAUCGUGUACGCUCUUGCCAAGGUCUGGCAGGGCAAGGGAAACAAGCCUACUCUCCCCAUCAGCGCAAGCAGCCAGAGCAUGAAGGACAGCUUCAAGUCAUAAAAAAGCGAAAAGAUAGAUUUUCUCGACAAGCCAAAGAACUCUCCAUGCUCGAAGAGACUAGCAGCCAGAGACGUUGUGUGUCCCGAGCAAAUAACAACAGAACGAGAUGCGAAACAGAUAGACACGGCUCGAUGAUGCAACAUAUGAAGGGGAAGACAUGGCAAAAAGGGACACCUUUGCAUACCCGGCGUUAAGAGGAGCUUUUUUUUAAGAAGAAAAAGGGAGGAUGCUGUGGGCUAGUGUGUCUGUGUGUGUAUGGAUGAACCUCUUGUAGUAGAGGCAAGGAUGUAUUUUUUUUUGGAGAAACUCCUGU